Messenger RNA from Ceratotherium simum simum (southern white rhinoceros), 2075 nucleotides. RefSeq names its product solute carrier organic anion transporter family member 2A1 (gene SLCO2A1). Gene Ontology annotation, biological process: sodium-independent organic anion transport; transmembrane transport; prostaglandin transport. Gene Ontology annotation, molecular function: prostaglandin transmembrane transporter activity; protein binding. The record is from RefSeq and is a predicted model, not a curated record. Gene Ontology annotation, cellular component: basolateral plasma membrane. NCBI's taxonomy places the organism in Eukaryota, Metazoa, Chordata, Mammalia, Perissodactyla, Rhinocerotidae.
CCGCCACCAUGGGGCUCUUGCCCAAGCCCGGCGCGCGCCAGGGCAGCGACGCCUCCUCGGGCCGAGCCCGCCGCUGUCCCCGCUCAAUUUUCAGCAACAUUAAGGUGUUCGUGCUCUGCCACGGCCUCCUGCAGCUCUGCCAGCUCCUGUACAGCGCCUACUUCAAGAGCAGCCUCACCACCAUCGAGAAGCGCUUUGGCCUCUCCAGUUCUUCUUCGGGUCUCAUUUCCAGCUUGAAUGAGAUCAGCAACGCCAUCCUUAUCAUCUUCGUCAGCUACUUUGGCAGCCGGGUGCACCGUCCGCGGCUGAUUGGCAUUGGGGGUCUCCUCCUAGCCUCAGGUGCCUUCGUCCUCACCCUCCCACACUUCCUCUCAGAGCCCUACCAAUACACCUUGGCCAGCGUUGGGAACAGCAGCCACUUCCAAGCUGAGCUCUGUCAGAAGCACCGGCAGGACCUGUCCACCAGUAAGUGCCUCAGCACCACCCAGGACCCCCGGAAGGAGACCAGCAGCAUGUGGGGGCUCAUGGUGGUCGCCCAGCUGCUGGCAGGCAUCGGGACAGUGCCCAUUCAGCCGUUCGGGAUCUCCUAUGUGGAUGACUUCUCAGAGCCCAACAACUCGCCCCUGUACAUCUCCAUCUUAUUUGCCAUCUCUGUGUUUGGACCGGCUUUCGGGUACCUGCUGGGCUCUGUCAUGCUGCGGAUCUUUGUGGACUAUGGCAGGGUGGACACAGUUAACUUGAGCCCCGGAGACCCCCGAUGGAUUGGAGCCUGGUGGCUGGGCCUGCUCAUUUCCUCAGGCUUCUUGGUUCUCAUGUCUUUCCCUUUUUUUUUCUUUCCUCGAUCAAUGCCCAGAGGAGUGAAGAGGUCUCCUGCUGUAGUGGAUGGGGCAAGGAAGAUGGAAGAGGUCCAGCCAAGAGCCUCCCUGAUGGAUUUCAUUAAACGGUUUCCCCGCAUCUUCCUGAAGCUCCUGAUGAACCCACUCUUCAUGCUCACGGUCCUGGCCCAGUGCACCUUCUCCUCCGUCAUCGCCGGCCUCUCCACCUUCCUCAACAAGUUCCUGGAGAAGCAGUAUGGCGCCUCCGCGGCCUAUGCCAACUUCCUCAUCGGUGCCGUGAAUCUUCCAGCUGCAGCCCUGGGGAUGCUGUUUGGAGGAAUCCUCAUGAAGCGUUUCGUUUUCUCUCUGCAAACCAUUCCCCGUGUGGCUGCCACCAUCAUCACCAUCUCCAUGAUCCUCUGUGCCCCUCUCUUCUUCAUGGGAUGCUCCACCCCGGAUGUAGCAGAGGUCUACCCCACCAGCACAUCAAGUUCUAUACAUCCGCAGCCCCCCUGCCGCAGGGACUGCUUGUGCCCAGACUCCAUCUUCAACCCAGUCUGUGGGGACAAUGGAGUGGAGUACCUCUCCCCGUGCCAUGCCGGCUGCAGCAACAUCAACACCAGCUCCAAGCAACUGACCUAUUUCAACUGCAGCUGCGUAAUCGUGACCGGGAGAUCCGCUUCAGCAAAGACGGGAUCGUGCCCCAUCCCCUGUGCCCACUACCUGCUCCCAGCCAUCUUCCUCAUCUCCUUCGUGGCCCUCAUAGCCUGCAUCUCCCACAAUCCCCUCUACAUGAUGGUCCUGCGUGUGGUGAACCAGGAUGAAAAGUCGUUUGCCAUCGGGGUACAGUUCUUGCUGAUGCGCCUGUUGGCCUGGCUGCCGUCUCCAGCCCUCUACGGCCUCGCCAUCGACUCCUCGUGCAUCCGGUGGAGCCUGCAGUGCUCAGGCAGGCGAGGGGCCUGCGCCUACUACGACAACGAUGCUCUCAGAGACAGGUACCUGGGCCUGCAGGUGGGCUACAAGGCGCUGGGCACGCUGCUGCUCUUCUUCAUCAGCUGGCGGGUGAAGAAGAACAAGGAGUACAAUGUGCAGGAGAAGGCUGCAAGCCUCAUCUGACCCUUGACCCUCGGCCAGACUGCAGGCCUGCUCCAGAGAGUGGACCCUGUCCCUCCACUCCUGCCUGUAUUUACUAAUGUUAACUCGUCAUUUCCUUUUUGUUUUUUUAAAUAAGAAAGAAAACCUCAGCCACCAUUUGCCUUC